UCGGGAAAUCUUGGAUCUCCGGUUGUGACAGCCCUCGUUGACGAAGGAUUCCAAGUGUCUGUCACCACUAGAAAGUCAUCCUCUGCGACCUUCCCUACCACGGUAACCGCCUACCGAACGGACUAUUCAUCGGACGAGCUGCGUAAUAUCGUGAAUGGUCACGACGCGAUCGUUGUGACUCUUGGUUUUGAAGGCUUUGAUAUUCAGAUAGGUCUGAUCGAGAUCGCCAUCGCUGCUGGUGUCAAAAGAUUCAUUCCGGGCGAAUUUGGAAGCGACAGAACCAGACCGCAGGGACGCCGCCUGAAAGAGUUUGACGCCGUUCUUGCGCCGAAACAGCUGGUUUUGGAGAGGUUGCAAGCCGCUGCCCAGGAACAAAAGUUAGAAUGGACGGGAAUCGCAACUGGGCCAUUCUUCGAUUGGGCAAUUGAUGGUCCCUUUAAUUCCUUCGGCAUGGAUCUAUCGAACUCUCGGGCAACCAUCUUUGGCUCCGGCAACGAGCAGGUGACUGCUACCAAUCUUGGUACGAUCGCGCUGGCCGUAGCAAAAGUGCUCCAGCUGCCGGAGAAGACGAAGAAUCGCAUGCUGAGGAUCCGUUCCGUGCAAUCCUCCCAGAACGAAGUUCUUGCGGAACUAGAGGUAGCUACAGGCACCUCUUGGACAGUUGACCGUGUCGAAACAGAGGGGCUGGUAGCUCGGGGGUUUGAGAAGCUCAGUAAAGGAGAUAGGUUUGGAUUCCUAGAUGUUCUCGCUGUCGAACUCUUCGAAGACGGCGCUGGUAGGAGUGUCGUUGUCAGUGAAGAAGACGCUGAUAACGCUUUGCUUGGCAUCCCUUUUGAUACUGUCAAGGGGACAGUGGAAAGGCUAGUCAAACAGCGGGCAUCAUAG
Eremomyces bilateralis CBS 781.70 is the source of this 885-nucleotide messenger RNA. Its product is annotated as NAD(P)-binding protein. The transcript has 2 exons. The record is from RefSeq and is a predicted model, not a curated record. Gene Ontology annotation, molecular function: oxidoreductase activity. The annotation marks the transcript as partial. Lineage: Eukaryota; Fungi; Ascomycota; Dothideomycetes; Eremomycetales; Eremomycetaceae.